AUGCUUCAGACGAGACAGAUGGAGAGAUUGCCUCCACUGCACCUGGCAGUGGUGUCUCUGCUGGGCUUCUUCUGCCUCAUCCAUGCUUCAAGGGCUGCGAUCUCAUUCCCACCUGCGGCCCCGAGGGUGCAGCUGCAGAAGAUCGACGCAAUCCCAUCUUCCGGUGGAGCAGAUGGCCAGGCCGCCGUCAUAGUGGGAGAGCCCGACCACGGCGGUGUCAGCGGGAGGAUGGAGAUGGAGAUGGAGCUGGAGGACUACCCGGGCUCCGGAGCCAACGACCACCACUCGCCGUGGUGGCGGCAGGAGAGGAGGAACUGA
Triticum turgidum subsp. durum (durum wheat) is the source of this 318-nucleotide messenger RNA. Lineage: Eukaryota; Viridiplantae; Streptophyta; Magnoliopsida; Poales; Poaceae. The record is from the annotation of a GenBank genome assembly.